Molecule: messenger RNA, 504 nt
Organism: Spinacia oleracea (spinach)
Lineage: Eukaryota; Viridiplantae; Streptophyta; Magnoliopsida; Caryophyllales; Amaranthaceae
Exons: 1
Coding region: 1-504 (167 amino acids)
Source: RefSeq, a predicted model, not a curated record
AUGGCUAACCAAGGGAUUGCGGAUGUGGUUAGGAAAUUAUUUGAAGUAGUACAAAACCUAGCUCAAGUUAGAAAUAACCCAGUGAUUGAUCCGGCUGGGGAAAUUUUUAAGAAGGUGGCCCAGAGUAAGCCUCCUCUGUACCAAGGGGAAGUUUACCCAAGUAUACUUGAGAAUUGGUUAAGGGAGUUCGAUAAUGUAAUAGUAGCUGUGAAUUUCCCACAAAACCUUAGGGUUAAUAGUGUUGUAUAUUACGUUAUGGGAGAAGCUGAUCUGUGGUGGCAAAGGUGUGAAGAGACCUUGAGAGCUACACCUAACUUUGGGUGGAAAUGGUUUAAGUUUGCCUUAAGAAAUAAGUUCUACCCACCUUACCUGAAAAAUAUGAAAUCCCAAGAGUUCAUUGAGCUGAGGAUGGAUGGGUUGUCUGUGACUGAUUACUAUUCUAAAUUCAUAGAGCUGUCUAGGUUUGAACCUGAAGAGGUGGCAACGAAAGAGCUCAGGGCUUAA